UGUAGUUUCAUUGUUGUUGGCUUGGCUCUGGAUUUUUUCUGUUUGCGGCAACGGCGGCGCGUUUGAAGUACGAUUCCCAAGUGCAGCAAAUUGUUUACAUUGUGUGCACCUAUUUGUACUCACAAAUUGAAGGCAGGGCAGUAAACCAGUGAGAUCAGACUCCUCGAAUAACCAAGAUGUCGGGCACCAUACUGGAGAACCUAAGCGGUCGGAAGCUGUCCAUAUUGGUAGCCAGUUUGCUGCUCUGUCAGGUGCUGUGCUUCUUGCUGGGUGGUCUUUAUGCUCCCUUGCCAGCCGGUCAUGUCACCGUAUUAGGAUCGCUGUGCCGAGAGGAUCACGCACGUCAGAAUGAUACUGGAUUCUUGUUGUACUCCCGCGGAGCAGGUGCCUGUAUUCCCGUGACCAGGGAGGAAGUAGAGCGAGAUUCAAUGAAGAUGGCCAACGAGUUAGUCCAUGUAUUCCAGAUGCCGCUACCACGUGACCUUCGCGAUUUGGACUACUCUCGAUGGCAACAGAAUCUCAUUGGUGUGCUACAGGUGGAGUUUGGAUACGAUUCCACAUCGGAGCUAAGGGAGCCGCCCAGAGAACUCCAGCUGACCAUCGACAUGCGUUUAGCUUACCGGAAUAAAGGAGAUCCGGAUAAUGGUUGGAAGUUGUAUGCCCAUGGCGUGGAGCACCGCUAUCUAGAUUGUGCUUCUUCUCAUGUCGGCCCCACAGAGACACUCUAUUCCUGCGACAUGAUCCCAUUGUUUGAACUUGGGGCUCUCCACCAUAGCUUCUAUCUGCUCAACCUACGAUUCCCGCUCGAUACUCCACGUCAGAUGAAUUUACAGUUCGGCCACAUGCACGAUCUCACACUGACCGCCAUUCAUCAGAACGGAGGAUUCACUCAGAUCUGGCUUUUGCUUAAGACUGUUCUGUUUCCCUUUGUGGUUGGAAUCAUGAUCUGGUUCUGGAGGCGGGUGCAUUUGCUGCAGCGAUCUCCAGCGCUGUUGGAGUACAUGCUCAUCUAUUUGGGAGCCGCUCUGACCUUCCUCAACCUGCCGCUUGAAUACUUAUCACUGGUCUAUGAAAUGCCUUAUAUGCUACUGCUGAGUGACAUCCGCCAAGGCAUAUUUUAUGCUAUGCUGCUGUCCUUUUGGCUGGUCUUUGCCGGAGAACAUAUGCUCAUUCAGGAUGCACCUAAUAAGUCGACUAUCCGUUCGCGCUACUGGAAGCAUCUCUCGGCCGUCGUUGUGGGCUGCAUCUCGCUGUUUGUGUUCGACAUCUGUGAAAGGGGGGUCCAGCUGCGUAACCCAUUCUACUCAAUUUGGACAACUCCACUGGGCGCAAAGGUGGCUAUGACCUUCAUUGUGCUGGCUGGAGUUUCAGCGGCCAUUUACUUCCUGUUUCUGUGUUACAUGAUCUGGAAGGUAUUCAGAAACAUUGGCGACAAGCGCACCUCCCUUCCAUCUAUGUCCCAGGCCCGUCGACUACAUUACGAGGUUUACAUUGAUCAACCAAUAGCACAUUGGACAGAAAUAGCAGUUUUUUACUGGACAACUUUUACUGUGCUUUGUGGUCUUGUUGUGCAGCUUUUUAUUUCUGUAGUUAAUAAACCUAAGGAAGAUAAAGGCCUCAUUUACCGAUUCAAGUUCUUGAUGCUGGCCACCCUUGUAUGUGCUGCACUGACUGUGGCAGGUUUCAUCAUGGGACAAAUGGCCGAGGGUCAAUGGGACUGGAAUGACAACGUAGAGAUUCAACUUACCUCUGCUUUUCUGACCGGCGUGUACGGCAUGUGGAACAUCUACAUAUUCGCCCUGCUCAUCCUCUACGCCCCCAGUCACAAGCAAUGGCCAACAAUGCACAACAGCGAUGAAACCACGCAAUCCAAUGAGAAUAUCGUGGCCUCGGCUGCCAGCGAGGAGAUCGAGUUUAGCCACCUGCCAUCAGACUCCAAUCCCAGCGAGAUCUCCUCCCUCACCUCGUUCACCCGCAAGGUGGCCUUCGAUUAGGCUGGGACAUUUGAAAUAUUAAUAUCGAUUUCUAAUGGGUUGUGUGCCAAACUGAGAUCACGAUUUGGCCUGCAGCCGUAACGCUCCAAGUGUGUGCUCAUUUUAUUACCAUAGUCAGUAGCAUUUUCUUGCCUAGUUUUGCAUUCUGUGCAUUCGACAACGCGAUCAGCAUUAUUACUUAACAUUAACGUAUAGAUUGUCUAGUUUCUCUCAGCAUGCUCAAAGUGUACGAUUUUAUCUACUGUAUUUUUUAUGUAUGCCCCGGCAGUAUUAUCUAUUGAAGUCCAAUUCACUAGCUCGUAAGUUUUAACAUAUUUAUCGAAUAACAUUUUUUAUAUACAUAUUUACAUUAUAAGAUGGUCCUUUUUUAAUUGACAAAAAAAAAGUAAGAGUAUAACGUAAUCUUUACCUUGGCAACUAUAUGUUAAAAAAUAAGGUUGGUCUUUUGGUAUCUUUUGAAACCGAAAGACUUAUGUCAAUCAUAGAUUACGUUAAACUAAUACGAUUUUUUAUUUAUUUACAUUCACCACCCUUUAAAUAUCUAUCAACAGGACUCUGCUUAGAUUUUUAAACUAAAACGUAGAGCAAUUUCAUAUUCAAGUAGCAAUGCAUCGAAUAAAAAGCAAUAUUGAAAA
This is a messenger RNA of Drosophila eugracilis, 2629 nucleotides long. It is a transcript of the gene wls, whose product is annotated as protein wntless. Lineage: Eukaryota; Metazoa; Arthropoda; Insecta; Diptera; Drosophilidae. The record is from RefSeq and is a predicted model, not a curated record. Gene Ontology annotation, biological process: Wnt protein secretion; intracellular protein transport; Wnt signaling pathway. Bases 177 to 1994 code for a protein of 605 amino acids. Gene Ontology annotation, molecular function: Wnt-protein binding. The transcript has 3 exons. Gene Ontology annotation, cellular component: organelle membrane; endomembrane system.